AUGAUCGAGAACAUAAACGAUCUCGCCAUUCAAGGAGUGAAGUUGAUCGGGAUGAGUCCCACGAUCAAAAAAGUACUAAGUCAUCAGGAAAGUGCUAACCGAGAUUCUGAUGUACAAAUGCAAGCUGAUUCAAAGUUAGCUGAUUCGACAACCUCUGCAACAGUUGCGGCUUUACUCGAUAGCCAGGAAGAAAAAAUUCGUCAAAGAAGAGAACGUGUAGAACAGUGGAGAAAAGAAAGGGAGGCUGCUAAAAAAGCUGAGGAAGAAGCAAAGUUACAAGCAGUUUCAGCUGCAAAUCAAUCUUCUACCGCCGAAGAUCAAUCUCUACAAAAUUCAAAUAAAGGCUGGACUUUAGAUGACGACGAUGAAGAUGAAUCUAUGGAGGUAGAUGAAACUGUCAACAUACUACCUAUUCCAAAAUCCACUGAUAAAAUAGAGCCUCAAGUAUAUCAAGUUAGACGAAAUCCAUUACUUGGACUUGGUAAUAAAAAACAUAUAAUGAAUAAUAAGGGUAAAUCAAAAGAAGUAGUUGCCGAUGAAGAAGAUAAAUCUAUAUCUUAUAAAGGCUCAUAUAUUAAAGAUUCAGAUCAGAUGCAAGUUGACGACGGAGACGAAGAUCCUCUUGACGCUUUUAUGAAAGAUGUGGAGGUUGAGGUAGAACAAUUAAAUGAACAAGACAAAAAGCGUGCAAAACAAGCAGCAAAAGGGAAAAACAAAAUUGAAAGAUCUGAUAAAAUUAUGCAAGAUGAAGAGGACGUGGAUGAAGAAGAAGUUGGCAGUGAUCCUGAAGAUAUUUUAGCUUUAGCAGCUAAGAAGCUUAAAAAAAAAGAUUUGGCGGCGGUUGAUCAUUCACAAGUUAAAUAUGAGCCUUUCAGAAAGGAUUUUUAUAUUGAGCCUCCAGAAAUGCACGAAUUGACGCAUGACCAGGUAGACCUUCUUAGAGUGGAAUUGGGAGGAAUUAAAAUUAGAGGUAUUGAUUGUCCAAAACCUAUACAAAAAUGGACACACGCAGGUUUACCGGCUGCAUGUCUGCACAUAAUUAAAAAAUUAAAUUUCGAAAAACCCACACCCAUUCAAUCACAAGCAAUACCUGCUAUCAUGGCUGGUCGUGAUGUUAUCGGUGUUGCAAAGACUGGAAGUGGUAAAACUAUAGCAUUUCUUCUUCCAAUGUUUCGUCAUAUUAAAGAUCAGCGCUCUCUUGAUCAAAUGGAAGGACCUAUUGCUAUUAUUAUGACACCUACAAGAGAGCUUGCAGCUGUUUGUGCUUAUGGCGGAUCACCUAUUAAAGAUCAAAUUGCUGAAUUAAAACGUGGUGCUGAAAUAAUAGUUUGUACUCCCGGACGUAUGAUCGACUUAUUAUGUGCGAAUUCUGGUCGCGUUACUAAUUUAAAAAGAGUUACUUACCUUGUCAUGAAAAUCGUAAACAAUGUUAGACCUGACCGUCAGACGGUUUUAUUUUCUGCUACUUUUCCACGCCAGAUGGAGUCACUUGCACGAAAGGUUCUCAAAAGACCACUUGAAAUUACUGUAGGUGGACGUAGUGUGGUAGCACAAGACGUUAAUCAAAUAGUUGAAGUUCGGGAAGAUAAUACAAAAUUUGUUCGCUUACUUGAAAUAUUGGGUCAGCAAUAUAAUGACGAUCCUGAUGCUCGUACUCUAAUUUUCGUUGACCGCCAGGAAGCAGCAGAUAAUUUAUUGCGUGAUUUAAUACGCAAAGGCUACGCCUGCAUGUCUCUCCAUGGUGGCAAGGAUCAAUUGGACCGUGAUAGUACAAUAGCAGAUUUCAAAUCUGGGGUUUGCCAGCUGUUGAUAGCUACUUCUGUAGCUGCUAGAGGUCUUGACGUGAAGCAGUUGAAAUUGGUCAUUAAUUACGAAUGUCCAAAUCAUAUGGAAGAUUAUGUUCAUCGUGUUGGAAGAACUGGAAGAGCCGGUAAUAAAGGUACAGCAUAUACUUUUAUUACUCCAGAACAAGAUCGGUAUGCGAUGGACAUAGUUAAAGCGUUGAAAUUAAGUGGUGGUCAUGUUAGCCCGGAAUUACAAGCGCUUGCUGACGGAUUCCAAGAAAAGGUCAAGGCAGGAAAUGCCACAUAUUCUGGUUCAGGAUUUGGUGGUAAAGGUCUUGAAAGGUUGGAUGAGGCACGAGAUCUUGUUAAAAAAGCUCAAAGAAAGACAUAUGACGUUUCUGAUGAUGAAACUUCCGAAGAGGAAGCGGAGGAAGAGGAACAUUCUAUUCCACAAAUUAAGAAAGAGGAAAUUUUAACAGCUCCUGGUAUUUCUACUAUAACAUCUAAGAAUGCAGUUACUAUUCCACCUCCAGCUAUUAGUCAUUCUGCAGAUGCAAAUCCUGCAGCAAUUGCUGCACUUAAAGCUGCUCAAGAGGCUGCAGCCCGUGUAAACGCAAAGAAUGUCGGUGCAAGUGGUGUUCAAAGAGCGAAAGAUAUCAUUGCAGAUAUCAAUGCUCGCUUUAAAGAAAACUCCGUACAAGGCACAGCACCUGAAGCCGACAAAGCCGAAAAUGCUGCAGAAUAUUCUGUCGAAAUUGAAAUUAAUGAUUAUCCACAAAAGGCGAGAUGGAAAGUUACGAAUAAGGAACAAAUCUCGCAAAUUACAGAACUUACAGGAGCGGCUAUCACUACUCGUGGUACAUAUUUCGCUCCUGGCCGUCAACCAGCACCUGGUUCUGGCGAAAGAAAAUUAUAUUUAUUCGUUGAGGGUGAAAAUGAAUAUGUUGUCGAAAAGGCCAAGAACGAAAUAAAACGCAUUUUAACAGAAACCACGUUAAGUGCGAUUGAAGCCGAAGCUCGUAAUCCCGGAAGUACUUCAUUGGGUGGUUACGGCAAGUAUUCGGUUGUAUAA
Messenger RNA from Funneliformis caledonium, 2856 nucleotides. Lineage: Eukaryota; Fungi; Glomeromycota; Glomeromycetes; Glomerales; Glomeraceae. The record is from the annotation of a GenBank genome assembly.